UCCCCCCAGAUUCACAGCUCAUCUUCAACCAGAGCAAGAGACACUUGAGCCUCAUACUUGAAUGGACGUCUAGUUAACCACAGUCCCAGAUCUUUUUAGAGUUUUUCUGACAGUGUUUAAAAAAGAUUAUCUCAGGAGUUCACAGAGAUAUCAGUAUUAGGAGAUCAGGGAUUGCUAAAGCUCUGUGCUCUGAGUUAUUCUGGACUCUGGCUCAGAGAAGAACACUUUCAGCUGAAACCAAAACUUACAGAAGCAUGUCUGUCUUGAGCGAAAUCAAUCCAGACGUGAGGAGAAUCAAAAUCUCGGAGCAUGACAUCUUAGACGAACGAGCAGAGCAAAUUCGGACAGAGAUUAGACAGGGUUUGGUAAAGCGUUAUAAAGAUGUUAUUGAUGUCUCUUCUGGAAAUCCUCAUGGAAUGGGAUUGAAACCCCUUACCUUUGUUCGUCAGGUCCUGGCCACCUGCUUCUACCCUCCCCUUGUUCACGAUGAGAGUUUACCCCUGGACGUGAGACAGAGGGCCCAAAGUCUUCUGGCAGAAUGUGAUGGCGAGAGCAUAGGUUCAUAUCCUGCUACAUAUGGAAUGAAACACGUGCGAAGCAGUGUAUCCACAUUCAUCACCAGGAGAGAUGGUGUUGUGUCCGAUCCUGACAACAUCAUUAUCUCGAAUGGUUCCCAGCAUGCUCUAAUACUAAUAUUGAAGCUGUUGGUUCAGGGCCGGGGUUUACAGCAGACAGGGGUCCUCACCCCCGUGCCCUGCUACCGCAGCUUUAACAAGGGUCUCGUCGCUCAAGGUGCGGUCUCGGUGCCGUACUACCUGUGUGAAGAGCAGGGCUGGACGGUGCAGGUGGAGGAGCUGCGGAGAGCCCUCCAGGCUGCUAGGGGGCACUGUAACCCAAUGGUGUUAUAUCUCAUCAAUCCAGGCAAUCCAUCAGGUCAUGUGCAGAGUAAGGCCUCUAUAGAGGAGGUGAUUCGCUUUGCUGCAGAAGAGAGGCUCUUCAUUAUGGCAGAUGAGGUGUACCAGGGCUGUGUGUUUGGGAAGGACAGUGAGUUUUAUUCGUAUAAGAAGGUGUUGUCUGAGAUGGGACCUCCGUACUCCACUAACGUGGAGCUGGCCUCCUUCCACUCCGUCUCCAAAGGAUUCAUGGGAGAGUGUGGUCUACGCUGUGGUUACGUGGAGAUGGUGAACCUUGACCCGCAGGUAAUGCGUUACGCUUACCAGGCCUUCUCCUUUAACGCCCUGGCGUCCGUGCCCGGACAGAUCACCCUGGAUGUGAUGCUUAACCCUCCACAACCUGGAGAUCCUUCAUAUGCUGUCUAUGCUCAAGAGGUCAAGUCAGUUAUGAGUGCAAUUAAGAAUAAUGCACAGAGGAUUAUGGAUGUUGUCAGCGGCUUGCCUGGCAUGACUUGCCAACCCAUAAAUGGAGGGAUCUUUAUGUUCCUGCGCCUGCAUUUAUCCAAGGCUGCGAUUGAACACGCCGAGGAGAAAGAUCUAGAACCUGAUCUGCUGUAUAGCAUGAGGCUGCUGGAGGACACAGGCCUGUGUGUGGCACCUGGAUGCGAACUCAGACAAAAACAGGGCACCCACCACAUCAGGAUCUGUCUGGCAACCCCAGAAGAGAUAAUGGAAGAUGUUCUGCACAGGCUGAAGAGUUUCCACCUUCGCUUCAUAAAAGAGUUCCCCUAAUUUUUCAAUAUAAUAUAUAAUUUGUCUUAUAUAAUAUUCAAAAUUUUCUGAGCUACUGAUUUGGGGGUUUUCACCAUUUUUUUUUUCGAUAACCCACGUAACCUGUUCAUAAGUACUCACACACUGCUCUAUUAAUUCCCAGUAUCAUUCAGUGUUUAAGCACAUGUUAUAUGAUUUCAUGUACGUAGGUAGAUAUCAAAGAAAGUGUUGAAAGAAUAAACAUCAGUCAAUCAUA
Messenger RNA from Astyanax mexicanus (Mexican tetra), 1920 nucleotides. Its product is annotated as alanine aminotransferase 2. Gene Ontology annotation, molecular function: pyridoxal phosphate binding; L-alanine:2-oxoglutarate transaminase activity. Gene Ontology annotation, biological process: biosynthetic process. The transcript has 12 exons. NCBI's taxonomy places the organism in Eukaryota, Metazoa, Chordata, Actinopteri, Characiformes, Acestrorhamphidae. Bases 255 to 1685 code for a protein of 476 amino acids. The record is from RefSeq and is a predicted model, not a curated record.